Molecule: messenger RNA, 1914 nt
Organism: Epithele typhae
Lineage: Eukaryota; Fungi; Basidiomycota; Agaricomycetes; Polyporales; Epitheliaceae
Exons: 8
Coding region: 1-1914 (637 amino acids)
Biological process (GO): protein phosphorylation
Molecular function (GO): protein kinase activity
Source: RefSeq, a predicted model, not a curated record
AUGAAACUCAAUGUGCCAGACAGAAAAUUCAAAGAGAAAGAUGUCACCGAUGCAUGGCUCUGUCCCAACCACACCUUCCAGAUUUCCACACGCAAGGCAGAUAAAAACGAGACGACGAAGUCGGAGCUCGACGGCGGCUUCUUCCACAUCAAUGACACUCGGUUCCUCUCCAAGGGUGUCCCUAGCUGGGACUAUUCGCGCUUCCCCGUCGAGUUUAAGAACGGCAAGUCCUUGGACGAUAGUCUGUCGCGCCUUGACGUCUACACGCUUGUCGUCAAUGGCCCCGAGUUCCGUCUCUUGUACUGGGACCGCUCUGAGCGCCUCCUCCGCCUCCUUGUCGACCUCUCCCGUCUACGGGACGAGGACGCGGGCCUCGAUCCCACUGCACACCGCCUCUCCCAGGAUUCAUGUGGCUACCUGCGUAUGUCGCAGGUCGCUGAAGCAGAUAGCUUCGAUCUCGACGAACAAUACACCACCACACACAACCCUACUAAGAUCCCUGCCGGCCUCCGCGACGUGCGCUGCGACUGUAAGCCAUUUGCAUCCGACGGCGACUACUCAGAUCCUCGGAAGACGAUGGAUGGCGACAAGCGAAUGUGGCCAGUGCCGCGCGGUACCUUCAAGUAUGUACGCAAGUUCUUCAGGGACUCGUUGGAGGACAACGCUCUGCGAUAUAUGCUCGAGGUCGAGGGCAAGUACUACCUCCGCGCGGAGCCGGAACACGACAUCCUCCGGAAACUCAACGAGGCCGAGCUGCCUGGUGUCCCCACCUUGGUCGCCUCCGAGACAUACGCCGGGCAACUGACCCAUCUGUCUUUGAUCACGGGCGUCACCAACCCCGCAGAACUGAAUCCUUCCCCAUCCAACCCCCUGUCCCCCUCAUCGUCCAGUGCCACCGCCUCUCAGAUGCACAGCCCGCCUCAUGUGUUCUACCGGGACCUUCCCUUCCGUCUUGACCCAUCGACUUUCGAUAGUUGCGCAAACAAGUCGGCCACCGACGCUGGCGCCGAUCCAGGAGAAGACGUUCAGGGCGUGAGACACUUCCAGCACGUUCGCAUGGUGGUCGACGAGUUCUGCCUUCCGCUGAGUGCAUUCCGCUGUGGACAUGAUCUCGUUUCGGCCAUCUUCGAUGCCAUAUUGGCCCAUCAGCGAGCUUACAACGAUUGCAAUCUACUUCAUCGAGACAUCAGCGCAGGGAACAUCCUCCUUCUUCCACGACUCUCAGAAACUGCGGAUGGAAAGCUGCGAAUCACUUGGAAUGGGAUCCUGACGGAUUGGGAAAUGGCGAAGGGCAUAAGUCCAAUCGAGCAGAGACAGCAUGUGAGGACGGGCACAUGGGCGUUCAUGUCUGUGUUAUGCCAGAUUGAUGCGACUAGAACCUCCGAGGUCAGCGAUGAACUCGAAUCAUUCUUCCAUGUGCUUGUCUACAUGGUCCUCACUCGCAUGCGCAUUAACUGGACUGCAAGCAUCAUCAACGACUUCGUAGCAGACUACUUCCAUCACAGUCGACACAGCAUGGGUGGCGGUCAAACGUGCAGCUUGAUCCGCGAGAUGUACAUUAAAGACGGCGUCCUCGAGGCUAGCCACACCCCACUCCAAGUCCACUCGGUCGACGACGAAGGGGAACGAGUUUUCGAGCACCCAAUGAACGAGCUCCUCUCCUCGCUUCUUGGCCGGUUCCGUGCUCGCUUUCUCGUCCAUCAAUGGGACCGCAGGAACCCCUCGGCAGCGCAUCCAGAUCCCACUAUCACAGUUUUGAGGCAGGCCGCUGAACACCUCAACACCCAUAAUGCCACCCUGGAGAUGCUCAAGGAUUACCGGGACAGGGAGGACUGGCCUCGUGAAGACAUGACCACACCUCCGAUGGUCGAAAAAGGCGAAGUCUACGCAAGCUCUAUCUACCGGUUCCAGUAG